ACCCUCCCCCCGCGGCCACAAUAACAGGGCGGCGCUGAGGGGCAGUCCUUCUGUGUCUGUAUGUGUGCUGCAGGAAAAAUGUAGACACGAGCACAUUAAUUCAGUAAAGGGAAAAAGGAGAGGAUAUCCUGCACAUUGCUGCUGAGGCAAGUUGCACUGAAUUUGCGUAACACUGUGAACGUUUCCUUUAAUCAGAAAUCAUUGCAAAUAUGGGUCCCCGGCGGAAAAAUGUGAAACCAUGCUCAGUGAACAGGGAAGGCUCUGAGUCUACCAAAGCGGAUGAGCCAAAGGAUUACAUGAACCAGCUCUCUCAUGAAGUGCUUUGCCACAUCUUUAGGUACCUUCCCUUGCAGGAUAUUAUGUGCAUGGAAUGCCUGUCCCGGAAGCUGAAGGAAGCAGUCACUCUUUAUCUGCGAGUAGUGAAGGUUGUGGAUCUAUGUGCAGGCCGUUGGUGGGAAUACAUGCCCACUGGUUUCACUGAUUCCAGUUUCCUAACGCUGCUGAGGAAGAUGCCAGACAUUGAACAACUUUAUGGUCUUCAUCCCAGGUAUCUUGAAAGACGCAGAGUCCGUGGCCAUGAAGCUUUCAGCAUUCCUGGAGUUUUAGAGGCUUUGCAGGCCUGUCCAAAUCUGCUGGGUGUUGAGACUUCUCAUUUAGAGCUGGUAGAAGCUAUUUGGACGUACAUGCCACAAGUUCAUAUUUUAGGGAAGUUUCGUAAUCGUAAUGGUGCUUUUCCAAUUCCUCCUGAGAACAAGCUGAAAAUUCCUAUAGGAGCUAAAAUUCAGACUUUGCACUUAGUAGGGGUGAAUGUCCCUGAGAUUCCUUGUAUCCCAAUGCUGAGGCACCUUUAUUUGAAGUGGGUGAGACUCACCAAACCGCAGCCUUUUAAAGAUUUCCUUUGUAUCAGCUUACGCACUUUUGUCAUGAGGAACUGUGCUGGACCCACAAAUUCUUUGAAGUAUGUUCCCCUGGUGACAGGCCUGGCUUCUGCUCGAAAUUUGGAGCAUUUAGAACUGGUUCGUGUUCCAUUUCUUGGAGGACUUAUCCAGCAUGUGGUAGAAGAUAGCUGGAGAUCAGGUGGUUUUAGGAAUUUGCACACUAUAGUUCUGGGAGCUUGCAAGAAUGCACUUGAAGUGGAUCUUGGCUACCUCAUCAUAACUGCUGCACGAAGGUUGCAUGAAGUGCGGAUCCAGCCUUCCUUGACCAAAGAUGGUGUUUUUUCUGCUUUGAAGAUGGCUGAACUGGAAUUUCCACAGUUUGAAACUCUUCAUCUAGGAUAUGUUGAUGAGUUUUUACUACAGUGUAAAAUGACAAAUGGAGACUUGGUAAAGUACGGCUUGGCUGAUGUGGUUGAAAAUCCGGGAAUUAUUACAGAUAUUGGUAUGAAAGCUGUAAAUGAAGUUUUUUCUUGCAUCAAGUAUCUCGUCAUUUACAACUGCCCACAUCUACAUAACCCAAAUAACUGGAUCACAGAUCAUUCAAGGUGGACCCGACUGGUUGACCUCACCCUGGUGCGAUGCCAUGCAAUAAAGCUGGAUUCUUUUAGUCAGUUCAUUGAGUUAUUGCCAAGCUUAGAAUUUAUUUCUCUGGACCAGAUGUUCCGUGAACCUCCUAAGGGUUGUGCUCGUGUGGGCCUAAGUGCAGGCACAGGAAUUGGUGUCUCAUCUGCCCUAGUCAGCAAUCAGAACUCUAACAAUGACAACGACAACAACAAUAACCACCAGAAUAACAAUAAUCCAAACAUUCACCACAACAAUCACCAACACCCAAAUGACCAGAAUGAGGAGAAUGAGCUGCGGCAAGAUGGUCAAGCUGAAGAGCAGCAGAUUGCAGCUGAGGCACUGAACGAGAUGGAGGAGGUGGCACAGGAAGAAGGAAUGGCUGCUGGGCAGGGCCAGAAUGAGCUCCCGGCUCACAGCCAGGCUGUUGUUCCUAUGGAGGUCGAUGAAGAGCAAGCAGGACCAAGUGGCAUUCAGCCUGUUGUGAAAGCAGCACCUAUUACCGUCCAUGAUUCAGACAGUGAGGAUGAGGAAGAAAACAUGGGGACUUCAAGAGCCUCCAUCUCUAACAGCAUUGCACAGAAUUACUCAGACGGAGAAGAGAAAAGCAGAGAUCCAGUGGAAAUUAGAGAACCUUCAGUGAGCGGUAAAGGCAAGACACCACUGCGGAAGAGAUGUAGUGCCAGCCAAGCGGGCCAGACAAAGCAGUUCCAUACUGAGGAAAGCAGCUGUGAGAAAGGUUGUCAAGUAACAAGUGAGCAGAUUAAAGCAGACAUGAAAGCAGCAAGUGACAUGCCUGAAAGGAACAAGAGCAAAGAUUCUUACACAGGUUGCAGUAAUGCUACAGGAUCAACGGGAACAUCCAGCUCCUGCAGUGCUGUUUCUCCUAGCCCUGACUGUGCACAGACAGCUAAUAGCCACUCUGCUGGCACCAGUCCAGCACUUGGAGAUGAAUCCAGGCAAUGUGUCUGCUCGCCUUGUAAAAGUGAAGGUUCCAGUGAGAGAGAGACUGAGGAGAGCUCUGUUUGUUCCAGGUGUUCCUGCUACAAGCCACAGGACGCACAACAGAGGACUAGUGGGUGUUGUGAUGGGGAAUGCCCAUCCACGAGUGGAGCCUGCAGGAAUGGACCAAACAGUGCUGGGUCAGAUUUUGCACUUAGAACUCUGCCAAACUGUGGGCCUCCAGGAGACACAAGUGAUGAGAGGACUAGUGGGAGUGCCCGUGGGCCUGCCAGUGAGGAGGAGAGCACAGGCUCACAGCGAAAGAGCUGUGAGAUGGUGUAUAAAGAAGAGUAUCCGCGCCGACCGCUAACAAGAGCUAGAAGCAAGCUGUCCCAUGUCCCUCUGGUAUCGGAGUCAGAGGUAGCCAAGCCAAAGCCUCGGCAAACCACAAAGCGGAAAAGGACAGCUGACAAGUCCACAAGUACAAGUGACCCAGUUAUUGAAGAUGAUCAUGUUCAAGUACUGACUUUGAAAUCCAAAAACCUUGUUGGAAUCACCUUGACCAAUUGUGGGAUAACAGAUUUGGUACUGAAAGACUGCCCCAAAAUGAUGUUCAUACAUGCUACAAGGUGCCGUGUAUUGAAACACUUAAAAGUAGAAAAUGCACCAGUUGUCAAUCGGUUUGACUAUGCCCAGUGCAAGAAGUUAAACAUGGAUCAGAUUUUGGAUCAGAUUCUCAGGAUGCCACCGGAAAGAAACCGGAUCAUUUAUCUUCGUCCAAUGCAGCAGGUUGACACGUUGACUCUCGAGCAAAAGAUAUUUAGUGGCCCUUAUCCAUACCACAUUUGCAUCAUUCAUGAAUUCAGUAACCCACCUAAUGUCCGCAAUAAGGUGCGCGUUCGGAGCUGGAUGGACACAAUAGCAAAUAUCAACCAAGAGCUUAUUAAAUAUGAGUUCUUCCCUGAAGCUACGCGAACUGAUGAAGACCUGAAGAAAUACACUAAGUACCCUUGGGGACGAGAUAUUUACACUCUAGAAGGCAUUGUGGAUGGUGCCCCUUACUCCAUGAUUACUGACUUCCCAUGGUUGAGAUCUCUGAGAACAGCGGAGCCAAACAGUUAUGCAAGAUAUGACUUUGAGGAUGAUGAGAGAACUACUAUUUAUGCACCCCGAAGGAAAGGACAGUUGUCUGCAGAUAUCUGUAUGGAAACAAUAGGAGAAGAGAUCUCUGAGCUGCGCCAGAUGAAAAAAGGUGUAUUUCAACGUGUGGUGGCUAUCUUCAUCCAUUACUGUGAUGUCAACGGUGAACCAGUAGAGGAUGAUUACAUUUGAGUGCAUAGCCUCCCUGACCUCUCAUCUCUUCCUAAAUUCUGAUUGGCACUUGCUGGCCACGAAAGCAGGUGGAUUCUUUCCAAAUGCAAAGCAUUUUCUUGAAACACAUACUUCGCAGUUGCUCUCACACAGUUUGGAAAAGAGUAUGUAGUAAAUGUAUAAUGAAAAGUAAAAAUUGUAUACUAAGAUUUGUACAUAGAGGAAAGAAAAGAAAAACUUCCUAAUACUGAGACUUUAUUUCAUAUGUUUAUACAAUUUAAUUUAAAUUCCAUUUUAAUGAAGGCCAAUAAUUAGGAACAGGGAAGAAUAUUUGAAUUUUUCAGCCCAUACAAUUCAUAGCAGUAUUUUUUUUUCUUAUAAACAAAAUCCCAUUUGCGGUGUUCAAAAGAGUCAUCAGAGUCUCUUUUAAUCUGUGCCUUUUUCUUGAGCAUUUAAGAGUCCAGUCUGAGUAAACCUGUUGAGCACAAUCUUUGUGUCUUGCGUGUAUUUUUCACAGAGAAUUAUUCUACAGCUGCUGCAAAGAAGGCCAAAAGCAGAAAAAAAUGUGGCAAAGUUGGUGAUCUGGGGUUGUUUGUAGAGUUCAUUAAAAACAUUUUUUUGGGAAAGAAACCCCCCCACAUUUAGCACCUUGGAAACAGAAGAUGUGUUCUUAAGUAUUUUGUACCAUUAGAUUUCAUUUAAUAGUGUAUUUGACUCUGUACUGUGAAAAGUAAGUUGUUAAUUGUUGGUUUCACUCUCUUUAACAUGAAUCUGCACAUACUAACUGGCUGAAAUCUGAAUUUUCCCUUAAGACAGGCAAGAAAAGGGAUGUGUAAUUGCUUAGUUAUAGCUGUGUCAGUACAGGAUCCAUCUGACUCCAACAGUGAGCUUUCAGGCUGAUUCAUGCUCACUCAUGAAUGCAGAUUUUCCGUACAGUCAGUAAAUACAGCUACUCUUUGCCCCUGAGUACUUGUUUUUAUUGUAUAUAGAAAAUGCCUCUGGUUCCCACAGUACCCAUAGAUGUUUUGUGUAUAUGUCCAGAAUUUGCUGCAGGUCACUAUACAGGUAUAAAAAUGCACAAGUUAGUAUUAAACUAGCUGGCUUGUGUGCUGCUGGUGAUGUGCCCUGUGGGGGUGGGAGACCCCUUAAAGGCUAAUUUGCUGUGCUGUGAAACAGCGUCUGCAUGCGUACACGGCUGGGACUGCACAAACGCACCUUUGGAUGUGCCAUAUCAUCAACUGUGGCCGGAUCCAUCGUUCACGCUUUUUAAAAGUUGCGGAGUUACCAGCCUAACAAAUGGCAGUGGUAAAAGCCGUAGAGCAAAUUAGUUUAUACCAUUAUACAAUUUUACACAAUAUUGUUAAUGAUUUUAAUUCUUUGAACUUUGGUAUGAAUGUGACUAAUGGGGUUUUCUAUGACGUUAGCCCUGUAGAAUUGAAGAGGCAAAACUGUUCAACACAGCAAAGCCAGUGUUGGUUUUCUCUGCGUCUGUCCCUCUGUGGAGAUUCUUGAGGUAACGUGGAACUAGAAAUACACUAGAUAAGAGGAAGAGAACGGUGCCCAAUGGAAGCAGCAAGAGAUUUGGUACAGUAGCAUUUUCUCACAUGUGCCCUCUCUAACUGGAGGUGGAGUGCUGAAUACCAAAUAAUGAUGUGAAUGCUGUUAAAUUUGCUUUAAUGCAGGAUCAAAGUUAACGGUUCAGGUGUAACAAAUAUAUUUAACUAUAGAUAAUAUAUUCAGUGAUAUUCAGACAAAACAUAAUUGUGACCCUUCCUAGAAGUGUUUCAAGUAAUCUGAGUGAUCGAUUCAGUCAUGUUUACCAUUUGAAUACCGCAUGUACAGGAAAAUGUUACUGCGUUUCUGGAGUAUUGCACAGAUCUCCAACUGGUACCUCUGACUUUAGCCUUUUGAAGAAGUAUUUAUACAAAUAAUGUACUUACUUAUAUCCAGUAUUUCUUUCUGUAAGCAGCUGAACCUUCCAGCAGUUUUAACCUUCUAAACAUUACACCCAUUUUACAGAUAGUGGUAAUAUAGUGACCAAAUUCAUUGUGUCCAUCUCAUGAGAGCUCUGGGUGAUUGAGACUGUAUUGAGAUUGUAUCUGGGAUCUGGACAGGGGACCUGCUGUUUUCACUAAGAAACAAUUUUCACUUCCUUGUGUGAGAUGCAAGUCCUUUUCAUGACAUGGCUGCAUAACUCCUUCUUGCGCUAAGAUCAGCAAAGAACAGCUGAUAUAAAUAAAUAAAUACCCUUCCCUCAGAGCUCUAGGAGGAGCAGGCUGCUAUCACUGCAAAUAAGAUGGCUGAGUGGUCCUGCUCUGUUCAUCUUUCUACAACAAAGAAAACUCUCAACUGGGGCUUUCAGCUUUACUGUGCUCGUAUGUGGCAG
Chroicocephalus ridibundus (black-headed gull) is the source of this 6138-nucleotide messenger RNA. RefSeq names its product F-box protein 38 (gene FBXO38). The transcript has 25 exons. Lineage: Eukaryota; Metazoa; Chordata; Aves; Charadriiformes; Laridae. Gene Ontology annotation, molecular function: protein binding. Bases 210 to 3773 code for a protein of 1187 amino acids. Gene Ontology annotation, cellular component: nucleus; cytoplasm. The record is from RefSeq and is a predicted model, not a curated record. Gene Ontology annotation, biological process: SCF-dependent proteasomal ubiquitin-dependent protein catabolic process; protein K48-linked ubiquitination.